AUGUCUCUGACGCAGUCCAACAUUCGUGGAGGGCCGCAGACUUUUGAGGCACAACAACGGCGCCUGGACUUGCCUGUCUUGCGAAGAGCUCAUGAGUGUCUGUGUAGCGCCAGCGUGAAACAGGCCUGUCCCAAAGGCAUAUACCUCACACCCACACCGCAAGACCCGCACGUGUGGCAGGGCCCCUACACACCCGCAAUCCUCAACUUCUCCCUGCUCCUUGCCACCGACAAGCCUCCAACCAUUACCAUCUCGACCGACAUCUUCCAUCCCUUGGUUACUCCUCUGACCACUUACACCUACACCACAAGCGACACGGGUGCCGAUACCGUCCAUGCUACCGAUGACGAGCGCCUCCCACCUGGCGGCUUCAGCUUGCGACACGGCUUUCCUCAAUGGUUUGGGCGCAAUAAGCCGAAGCCGACGUCUCAAGUCGCUUCAAAUGAAGACGUCACAUCGGCAGUAGAGCACUCGCGACAGUCGUACGGACCUUUGGCUAUAGUGCAGAUCUUGUUUUAUAUGAGAAGUACCUUCGACACGGCAGAGGUCCUGGAUAGAGUACCGCUAGAAGCCGCAGGCAAUCCAGGAGCAUGGCAUGCAUGGCAGACUCACAGGGCGCGAGUCAUUGGAUCUACGCUCCUCCCCGCGACACCAGAAGAUGGAAAGAGCCCCGCAUCUCCCACCUUACGUCAACAACCGGGUGGCGCACGAAGGCCUGGACAAUGGAAUUGGGAAGGUGUCUGGGAAGAAAGAGUCAAGAAGGGUGUGCAAGCGAGUAUCUCACAGCAUACCCUGUUUGGAAACAUUUCGGCUUCCAACGACAACCUGAUCAGCUUCUUGGAUAUUGAUCCAGAAGCAAUUCAAGUUCCUUGGAACAGAGACGAUGGAGCUGACGAUGAGCUUGUCGCUUAA
Aureobasidium subglaciale EXF-2481 is the source of this 912-nucleotide messenger RNA. RefSeq lists its product as uncharacterized. The record is from RefSeq and is a predicted model, not a curated record. Bases 1 to 912 code for a protein of 303 amino acids. Lineage: Eukaryota; Fungi; Ascomycota; Dothideomycetes; Dothideales; Saccotheciaceae. The transcript is spliced from 4 exons.